CCACCAAAAUGUACCAGUCUCGAGUCUCGACUGAAAGAAACCUAUCUCGACCAAGAGACUCUGGUUACGCCGUCAUGGUUCUAUCUGUGAGCGCGACGCACUCUUUUUUUUCCCCUGGUCAACAGACCUAAUUAGUGAACUGAUACCUCUCAUGGUUGGAUUGUUGUACUUUAAUGUAUCUGGCGCAGACUGCUCGCCAGUCUAUACUGGAGCCGAGACUUUGGCUCAUGAAUACGAACUUUAGGAGUUUCCCGCACCGACCAGCAAUUCCCCAUUCGGUUUUUCGUGCUAUUAGUUCGUAUAGUCGCCGUCCCUCUGCGUCGUGUAGCAUGUUUGUAGCUCACACGCUCUUGCAUCGAUUUCGUUCAGCAGCAUCCGGUAUAUACGAGCGCGAUUUCCACAGGCCUAGUACAGCUACGCCGCCGCCUCCGUCUUCGUUAUAAAAAUGCCCUCAGCCAAUCGUAGAAGCCGGCGAGCGGAGAGACGGCGGCGGCCGGGUUCCGCUCUCCGCUGUCUGCGCGCGCGCAUCUGCGCGUAUUGCCUGCACGGGCUCACGCCGCACCUGCGCAAGGCGCUCGAGUACCUGCUCCUGCUGCUCGCGUGCGCGCUGCUGCUGCUGCUCUUCUUCAUGCACUCCACCUUCGUCCACCAG
Closterium sp. NIES-67 is the source of this 652-nucleotide messenger RNA. NCBI's taxonomy places the organism in Eukaryota, Viridiplantae, Streptophyta, Zygnematophyceae, Desmidiales, Closteriaceae. The record is from the annotation of a GenBank genome assembly.